GGGUGAGCUCAGCCCUCCUCGCUGUAUCGAUGAAGUUGUUUCAAAGAUGGCGGAUUUCCUGCCGUCCCGCUCCGUUUUAUCUGUAUGUUUCCCUAACUGUCUCCUCACAAGCGGCGAGGUAGAACAGUUGCGGAAAUCUAAAGAGAUAGAUAAGUGUAUUAAUCGAGAUAAGACUUAUGUUAAAAGGCUAGUAAAGAUCUUAUUACUUGGGGCAGGCGAGAGCGGCAAGUCCACUUUUCUCAAGCAGAUGCGCAUUAUCCAUGGGCAGGACUUCGAUCAGAAGGCCAAAGAAGAAUUCAGAGCCACGAUUUAUAGUAAUGUUAUAAAAGGUAUUCGAGUGUUGGUGGAUGCUCGGGAGAAGCUACACAUCCCAUGGGGUGACCCGUCCAACCAGCGGCACGGAGACACCAUGAUGGCAUUUGACACCCGGUCAGUGAUGGCCCACGGUCAUGGCAUGGUGGAGCCCAAAGUUUUCCAGCACUACCUGCCGUCCAUCCGGGCCCUGUGGGCUGACCAGGGCAUCCAGAAUGCCUACGACCGCCGCCGAGAGUUCCAGCUGGGUGAGUCAGUCAAGUAUUUCCUGGACAAUUUGGAAAAGCUCGGACAGUCGGGCUACCUCCCCAGCCAACAGGACAUUCUCUUGGCCAGAAAACCCACUAAGGGCAUCCACGAGUACAACUUUGAGAUUAAGAACGUGCCCUUCAAGAUGGUGGAUGUGGGCGGUCAGCGCUCUGAGAGGCGGCGCUGGUUCGAAUGCUUUGACUCAGUCACUUCCAUCCUCUUUCUCGUCUCCUCCUCUGAAUACGACCAGGUGCUGAUGGAGGACCGGCAGACAAACCGGCUGAGCGAGUCCCUCAACAUCUUCGAGACCAUCGUCAACAACCGGGUGUUCUGCAAUGUCUCCAUCAUCCUGUUCCUGAACAAGACGGACCUGCUGGAGGAGAAGGUGAAGCAGGUAUCCAUUAAAGACUACUUCCCCGAGUUCUCGGGCGACCCCACAAGCCUGGCAGACGUCCAGCGCUUCCUGGUGGAAUGCUUUCGCAAAAAGCGCCGUGAACAGCAGCAGAAGCCGCUGUACCACCACUUCACCACGGCCAUCAACACUGAGAACAUCCGGCUGGUGUUCCGCGACGUCAAGGACACCAUCCUGCACGACAACCUCAAGCAGCUGAUGCUGCAGUGAGGGGACUGACCAAGAGGAGGAGGAGGAGGAGGAGGAGGAGGAGGUGGAGGGGUGGGUGGAGGCAGAUGGAAAGUGGGUGUCUAGGUGCCUUUUUCUUACCUGUAAGAGGAGAGGGCAUUGUCCUUCUACCCAUCCAUCCUCCCUCCUUGACUUUGACCGGCUCCUCACUUUUGAACUUUGACUGUAUAUUAAAGCCACCACUACUACCGCCAUUCCCCCACGCUUGCUCUCUGCCUUACUGAGCUUGUUCACUGUGACUUAUAACAGCCACCUUUGGCUCAGAGCCCCAACCACUCUCUGACCCUUCAAACCACUGUAAAUGACCUCUAACCCCACUCUCUACCCCCGUCCACACUCUGCAGUGAAUCUCCCUGACGUCUCUUAUGGUAUUUGACCCUAAGUGUCGCUCUAAUUCACAUCCACACACUUUUCUUCUAUGCUGCUCUGACCACUGUUGCUAGGGAAGGAGAGGGGGAGGGGGUUGUUUUAAAUUGAUGUAACCGAGUAGCUGUCAUCAGCGACUGUUGCCAGGUGUUGCCUUCCUUUUCAGAACUUCUUUUGUUUUGUCCCGUUUGACAUCUGCUCUCCGCUGGCACGUCAUGAUGACAUCACUGUGGGGAUUUCCUCUGUGGAACUAACACACACACACACACACAAAUAGGAAUUCCUGUUCCAAAGUCCACUUAAUUCUAGUUUUCUAAUCAUUUCGUUUCUUUUUCUAAUAUAUGAAUAUACUGUAUGUACCUAUGCAUUUUCUUUAACUUAUAUUUUAUAGGGGUUUACACUUUUGUGGAUUUGCUGAUGGACUCUGUUACAGUUAACUGGAUACAUAGACCACUUGUAAAAUUUAACACAGUGCUAUAAGGGUAGCUAGCGCAGGGUUAAUAGUGACACAUUGUAUUUUGCUGUUUCUCAGGGCACAUUGUGAACCCCACCUUUUUGUGAUUUGAAGCCAAGCAGAACUCUCAUGCCUCCGCCUUUCCACACGAGUCACUCAAAAAUCAGAUUUCAUUUCUUUUCUCAGUUUGUUUCAGAAAAUAAGACUCCUUAUGUUUCAAAAACAGAACUGUGGCCAUCUUCAAUCAGGACCUUAGUUUACCAGCAGGGUCUGGACAGACAAAUAAUGACCCCAUUUGGGCCUGGUAUGAAUAUGUGAUCUGUAUCUAGAUGUGUUUUCUGGAUAAUGACAUCUGCAUUUACACCUGGUAUUAAUAAGCCUGGUUGUUAUCUCAACUCUGUUAUAUCAUUAUUGGAUCUCAGUAUGCAAACUAGACCUAGCUUUGCUGACAGCCAGAUUUCUUGCCCCGUCGACAUGCAGAAACAUAGUUCCCAAUGCCCACCCUGCCCACUCCAUUAGUUCUUUGGCCACUCUGCACUGCACACCACCCGGGUCAGGUGGAAGCUAGCUAGCAGUGCACCUCAUUCAGUGAUGACUGCUGGUGACUCCAUCCCUGUGAGGGGAACACAUUGCUGCGGAAACAUGGUGGCCACCCUCCAGUCUCCCUCCAGGUGGCCCUGCUGAGUAAGUGGCUUCAUUUUUUUGGGCGCAGUUUUUGCACAGCAGAUGUGGGUGGUGCAUAGUGCAGUAAACUGAACAGUAGCAAUUUAACCUAUAGACCCACAGGCAUAACUGGCCAAGAAAAUUCUCUGCUGAUAAAUUAAUGGUUAAUUGUUGACAUCCUUAAUACAAGAGUCAAAGCACCUGGUGCUGAGCCAGAGCAUCUCGGAGGUCACCCAUGGGGCAAACACUGUUGGUGCUAUGAUGCUUGAUGCUCCGCAGACCAUGAAUGUGGUGUGGCGUGGCGUAUUAAUAGCAUUCCAUUUGCCAUGUUUUCUAUGUGCAAUCAAUGUGUUUCUCCCUAUUCAAAUAACAUAAUCCAGAUACAUAACACAUGUUCAUGACCAAGGUACACUGGAUCCAUGAUAAGCUUCCAUUGAACAUUUUUUUAAUGGGACUGUGUUCACAGUAAACAGAAACUGUGGACAUAUCCAGUGUCUGUUUGCAUCACAGAUGCAUUGCAAAGCUGCAAGACACUUCUCUUUUCAGUUCUGCUGAAUCAAUUAUCGCCAAAAAUAUUUAAGAUUAAUGAAGAUCCAGAAAAUUCCAAUAAUUUAAGAUGUACCAGGCUGAGUUUUGACGUUACGUGUACAGGCACUGCACAAGAUGUAACCUGGAAAAAAUUGUCCUUGGUUUGAAAAUGUCCUCGAGUCUAACCGUCAUGUAGUGAUGUUGGAACUGUGGUGACAGUUGGUCAGAGUCUCAUUUGAAAGUUUCUUCAGAGGGACUCUAAGGAAAGAAGCCGUAAUAAAAGACUUGGCAAAACAAUGACAGAGGCUUUGGUCCAGGUUGAAAAUGGCCAAACUAAUACUCAAGCCCUGUGGAAGCCUGUAGAUUUCUUCUCUUUAUCAGAGGUGAGGAAGCGGGGAAACUUUCUUCUUCCUCCCAGGUGGAAUACCACCCUAAAUGUAUUAUACUUCAAGUGGUGAGGGGGGGUUCGGUCUUUCUUUGUUGUCCUGAAUGAUUUUUAUUUUGUAAAAGGUACCUCUAACUGCUGUCUGUCUCUCCUUUCCAUGCAUCCUAAGCUUAAAACAAAAGGUCACUAAUGAACCUGAGCAGUUGGUGCCUGUUGACUGAUCUCACUCUUGUGUACUGCUUAUGUACAGUUCACGUUUUCCUCUUUACUCUUUUCUCAUGUCCGAUAUAUCAGUAUGUAGUUCUCACACCCACCUCGCUCUCUUUUCUAACAGCUGAUGUAACCUCCCACACAGAUCUGUAUGUAUGACUAUGGGUGUUAUUUUAUUUUAUUUGAACUUUUCGGAUAGUGUUAAUUCACAACAGUAGCAGGCGUCUGGUGGCCUGGGCUUAAGGUGUUCUUCCUCCAGAUGGGUUCAGACCAUGAACACUUAUGUCCUCCAUGUGCCGCAGCACAUAACUGGCUCCACUGGUUCAUGCUAACACAUCAGCAUACGUAGAAGAGUAAUCAUCAAGAUGAUGAGAAUGUAUAGCAAGUUUCAAUAGUAAUGGAGUUUGCCUUUUAUUUAGCUGUUACAUUUUCCAGACUCUAAGCCAGAUGUACAGGGAAGGUCUUACUGUUUUCAAUCUCAACAAAAAGAACUUAGUGUGUUUGUAUGAGAACACAGACAUCCUGCAUACAUCAGCCCAAUUAUGUUUUUUUUUUUUUUUUUUUUACUUGUCUUCAUAGUUGUGUUGUAAUUGCUUCUGGCAGCUAAUCACUGAAAAGACUGAAUCAAACCCUGUUUUAGCUUGAACAUGCCUAUUACCCCUCAACCACUGACACUCCAACUCUCUGACAGAUCGCUCCAGCGUCUCUCUGUUGUGCCUACACCUAACGCAUUGCAGCCUCUCCUCUUAGUCUUCUGUCUCAGUUUUUAUCAGUACAGCUGUCUACACAGGCACCGUAACAGCUUGAGUUACACUCACCCUUCAACCUACAAAGCCUCUAAAUGCACACACACACACCAAACCGACAGCAGAGAACUAGUGCCAGCUGUUGUGUCACCCCCUGUCGCCCGUGUCUUGGCCAAAACGUAGCGUUUAGAACACACCACAAAGCCAGCUAGCACGUAUAUUCUGUGCCUGCUUGAGAAGAAAUAACUCUCCAUACCAGCAGGUGGCGAAAGUCUGUAUUCAUUGUUCAAAAAAGUAAACUGGAGGAACGACAGGACAGAUUCAAGACACUAUUUACCCAGUUAGCUCAUUAACAACACAGCCCAAUGUUAAAAGAAGAACUUAUAUUUACUGUGCACUAGUAACACAGUUACAAUCCGUUUCUGCUGAAGAGCUCAGUGGCUAAAAAACAAUCUUACCUAAUAUAACACGUUUGUUGUGAUAUCAUGCAGCACAUGGCUGCAGGUUGGAAUUGAACCUGUGGCCGCUGUGGCAAGGAUGUACUGGGCACCCCAUCAGUUACCUUUUUCAAUGCACAUUACAAAUUUUAAGUGUUUUUCCUCAUGAUCCAGACAUCCUUUGCUUUCCAUCUGUUCCUGUCUGCUAUAAAAAUGAAUUGGCACACUCGUAAAACUUGUUUGUGUUAUCCAUCACAGUCACAGGUCUGCAUUGCUUGGCCUCGUAACUGUAGUGUUACUUAAACAAAAAGUGUUUUCUGUUGAUGGAUUUUAAUAUUGUGUGAAAAUGAAAGGAAGCCAGUGGAGGAAAAAAAUAUGUAUGUUUCUAAAACACAAACAGCAUGUUUUGCAAAAUGGUUACAUGUAGUGUAAAGUUCACAGGUUUUGUAGUACACGGCUUCAAACAUGCUCGUCACUUGUUUUUUCUACAGUUCAUGAGAUAGGCAUCGGGGAAUGUGUAAAAUUUGUACAAAAUACACCAGUAGCCAAAGUCAGCUGAUACUAAAGCCACAAAACCAGUUUAGCUGUAAAACUGCAACCUUCAGUUAGACAAGUGUUGCAUGAUUAGUUGUCUCUUCUUUGGCACUCAUAUUUUUGUUUACAUACAUUUGAUGUAUGUUCCUCUUCUCGAUAAAUCUGUUUAAGACUGAUAUUUGUUCAAAAUUAGCAUUUAGUUUUGAACAAGUGAAUGCAUAUGGGUGAGAUGGAGGGGGAAUCUUGAGAGACAAAUCACAUCAUUUGUGUCCCAAAGCUGUGUCAGUGUAGUUCUUCCUGUCCCCCAGGCGAACAAGGAGCCUACUGUCACUCAACAUGUGUGUUAGCAUGGAGCAGUGAAGGCACAUGGGUUAUUUUGGUGUGUGUGUGUGUUCCAAACUCUGAAAAGAGGAAGUUGACCAACAAGAGCAUCUAUCUAAAGCUCAGUGAGUAACUCAAAGUGUGCGGUGCCAGUUGGUGUGAUUCUUCCUCUGUCAGUAUGUCUGCAUCUGGAUGAAGCUGUGUGUGAGACACAGACACACUGUGUCCUGUCUGCUGCUGCUCAGACACCCUGAAGCUGCAGCCCAGCAGAGUCUGGAUCCAGGCUGUUACAUUAUGUACUGACUUCAGGUCAGAAGAAAGUCUGUUGUUGCUCAAACACACAGUCAGACCCCGUGAGGUCAUAGCAGAACAAGCCAGUACCCUGACAUGGCCUUUGUUAUCUCUGAACAAACAAGUGAUGAUGUCCCACAUGCUGUUAGACUGUCUCAACUCUCUAAUGGAGCCUCUGUGAUGUCACAUCACCGUCAUUUAACAUCAGGGCUCCAAACUCAGGCUCAGGCGUUCAGAUUUGAGUUAUAGCCUGCAGCAAAAAGGAGCCACGUCUUUUCAGAGCACUUAUUAAACUGUCUUCACUUAUCCAAUGGAUGCAGAAAAUGAUGGGGCUACGUGAGAAAUGAGAAAAGAAAGAAAAGAAAAUUAGAAACUAAAAAGAAGAAUUAGCUAGUUCCUUGUGGAACAGUAUGUGUAAAAAUAAAUAGAAUAAAAAUCUCAGCUCAAAGGUACACUCAACAGUCCGUUGAGGUUUUCACAGAAUUUCGGGGGAAAUUUUUUACCGCCAAAAAUGGCAAAUUCACAGCAGCUUUUUUUUUUUUUUUUUUUUUUGGUUAUAAAAUUGUGUUGCAGUGUUUUUAGGCAUUUUUUGCAAUGAAAUUGCAGGAACAAAUGAAAAUUGCAAACAUAGUUGUUUUUGUAUAAUUAAUCUAAGUCACCUUGAUUCUGUCAGCACAUGUGGUAGAUGAGGAUGCAGCAGCCUUUGUCAUAGUGAUUUCUCUUUUCUGUUGUCAACAUGUUUCAGCCAUCUCCAGGUGUGUUUUGCAGUAGAAAAGUGUUUGUCACCCAGUGACUUGUUUGUGUUCCACCACCACAUUUACACAGUUUACCCUGCUUUUGUGCAGAACAUCAGGGAAUUGCCUUGUACGGUCUUAAACAGUGAUUUUUGUUGGUAAAUGUGAGGUAUUUGAGUUUCUCAUGUCAUCUUCAAUACCACAAACAAAGAAGUAACUUUGCUGAUGCGCGGGGGACUGAAACUGCAAUGAUUGGUCAAAUUUGCAGAAAAGUUGCGUUGAUUUGACAAAAUUGUAUGGUCGUGAAGGCUGCAUGGGGAUUUGUUGAAUUGGCGUUAGUUGUUGUGAUCACAGCUCCUGGAGGGGAUGACUUGCCAGCAUUUUGGAGCUCGCAGUGUACUUCAGUGAAUGGAGCUAGCCCAUGAUCCCAUCAGGUCUGAUAUUAAAGGCCAUCCUUUGACAGAGACCACCUGCUAUCAUGGGACCAAAGUAACACCUGAGCCAGCUCUAAUCACUGAUGUAGCCUGGGAGAUGUGUUUGAAAGUUACAAAAGGCUGUUAAGUGUUCAUUUGAGUGUCGAUAAAAACAUUCUGAGUUAAACUCUGAUUUAUAAGGAAAAAGUCACAACUUCAAACCCCUACUUCUUUAUUUUCACAUAGCCCUAUAAUUUCUCUUGCAAAGACAGACCAGUGGUGGAAGUGCUUAGUUUGAAGCAUACUAAGAUUCUAGACCAAAUGAAAUCUCUGCCUUAACUCUUCAGCCUAACAUCCCAGACAAAUUCCUCUCAGUUGUCCCCUGGGUGCUCAGUAUGUCUUCCCUGUCCUGUUGGACUACGGUCCAGACUUUGUGAUGGGUGACACUUAGUGUUUUGUAUCUGAGUCAGUGCAGUCACAUGUUCACCAUCUGCCUUCCAGCUCCCACAUGGAUUUGUCACCAGAUCCCACAGGGGCAUGUGCCAUCACACCCUGGGACCUGAAGGUGAUCACUUUUUUCUCAUGUGGGAACAGGGAAGAACUCUUUAUAACCAGGAGGCCUUGUUUGAAUUCUGCUCCCAAAGCUCCAUGUUGAGCAUGAACCUGACUCUGCCUUUGACUUUGCCUUCUAACAUUUCUGUAAUCUGGUUUUGUACGCUGCCUCUCCUGUGUGUUCUGUAAAUCUGACAGUACUGUUACAAAUGUGUUCUGGCUGAAAAUAGUGAAAAGCCUUUUCUAAUGUGUUUGGUUGUAAAUACCUGUGAGAGGACACCAGUGACACCUUACAUAGUCUCAACUAUGCAACAGCACUGCUCCACAGCCAUGACUUGGUAUUGUGUUAAAAAUAAUCAUGAUCUCACUGACUGAUAAUUCUCUUAAUGCCAGUGUCUUAUAGAAAUGAUGAGUAGUCAUGUCAGGAAAAAAUCUGCAAUGAUCUGCCAAAUAUACUGAUGUUUAGUGCCUCCUUUUCCAAGCUCUGCCUCUACUGUCCAAUCAUGUUAACAAAGGAUUUAUACUGUUUUAGGUUGUUUUUUUUUAAUAAUGCCACUCAAGCAGUUUGUUGUCCUCAUAUCAAGUAAUUCAGAUAAAACAUUUCUCCCACUUUUUCUAUUUUCAGAUAGACAAGCUUUCAAUGUACAGUCUAACUUAUGCUGUCUUACCCUUCUACUCCUAAAUAAAUCAAACAUAAAUAAA
Messenger RNA from Epinephelus moara (kelp grouper), 8537 nucleotides. RefSeq names its product guanine nucleotide binding protein (G protein), alpha 13b (gene gna13b). Lineage: Eukaryota; Metazoa; Chordata; Actinopteri; Perciformes; Serranidae. The coding region runs from base 47 to 1183 and encodes 378 amino acids. Gene Ontology annotation, biological process: Rho protein signal transduction; adenylate cyclase-activating G protein-coupled receptor signaling pathway. Gene Ontology annotation, molecular function: GTPase activity; D5 dopamine receptor binding; guanyl nucleotide binding. The record is from RefSeq and is a predicted model, not a curated record. Gene Ontology annotation, cellular component: brush border membrane; heterotrimeric G-protein complex. The transcript is spliced from 5 exons.